This is a messenger RNA of Ectocarpus siliculosus, 3495 nucleotides long. Lineage: Eukaryota; Phaeophyceae; Ectocarpales; Ectocarpaceae. The record is from the annotation of a GenBank genome assembly.
AUGCUUGCCGCAGUUUCGUGGUGUUGGACUGCUUCGGCAGGCCCCAGGAGAAGAAAACCGGUGGCGGCAGCAGGAGGGCCUGCCGCUGGGAAGAACCCUUCCUCCGCCGCCGCCCUGCUCCUUGCAUGUAUCGCUUUGUUAUCGACCCGGUCGGAGGCGUGGACGGGUGGGUUUUCGCCCGGCUUGGGCCACGCGCCGUGCGUCCGCCUGUUUCACGCUUCGGGGGACGUCGGCUGUCGGACUCGGGGGCGGGAGGGGGUAGCGGGGCCCCUGUUUCUGGUCGACAGCGAGAGAGCGCUGCAAGACAUUGAGGCGCGGGGUCUCUCGAGUUUCCGCAAGGACGCCCAACGGGAAGAAGAGGGUCUCCUUCCACAAGAGGGGUCGGCAGAGGCGAUGGAGGGGAUGGGGGACGGGCUGAUGGCGGUGCUACCGGAUGCGUUUUUCAACCGGACUAUCCUGCACCGGCUGUCCGCAACGGGCUUGCUGGGCGGGGUGCUGGUGCUGGAAUCGGCCGGUGGUGGUCGUGCGGCGGCGUCCCCAGCGCAUUCUUUGGCGCAAGGAAACGUGGUGCGCAGCAAUCCAGACGUGAAGACCCCUCAGUUGACCUGCUCGGCUUUCAAGGAGUUGUCGUGCAAGGCUGGGAGGCUUUCAUUUUUCGAGCGGACGGAGGAGGGUGAUUCUACCCCCUCGGCGGCCUUCGACGUGGACGCCUCAUACCCGUGGAACUCCGGAGGGGACGGGCUGUUGAUGGAGUCGUUCGAUUUCCCGAUGGUGCUGGUGGCGGGGGGCAGCUCCGACGACGUUCGAGCUCGUGCCGUGUCGAACGGCAACGUGGGGGGGCCUAGCUGGCGUUACCCCUUGCACAAGGCGCGGAUGGCGUUUUACUUUGGCGGGUCAGCGAUGGACCUUAACAGCCAGGAGUGUUUGGGGUGGACGGACAUCAACGGCGACAGAUCCCCACAGUGCAAGCCGCUGGGAGGGCAGAGCUCGUGGGCGUCGGUCGGGGGUGCGGGGCUGGGGGGUCGGCAGACGGUACUGGCUGUGUCGGGCAUGGACUCGACCUCAAUGUUCCACGAUCGGGCCCCUGGGGCUAAUUCUGCAGUGUCCGGCCUGGUGGCACUACUCUCUGCCGCAGAGAGCCUCGGGACAGCCGGAAGAUCCGGAAGUGUAGAUUUCUCGGCUCUGCCGAGGCAGAUAGUCUUCGUGGCAUUCCAGGGCGAAGCGUACGGCUUCACGGGAUCCCGCCGCUUCGUUCAGGACUGGCGCGGGGAAGGCAUUUCGUGUCUCAACAGGGUCGAUCCGACAGUGUCCCCCACCGGACAAGAGGCGUGCCUGGAUCCCCUGUACCCCAGCCUGGAGUUCCAGAAGCUCGGCAAGCCUGCCCAUGUCGUUUCGGUCGACCAGGUUGGGUGCUUGCCCGAAUCGACGCUGUGGGUCCACCCCUCUCCCGGAGCGUCGUCGGUAGACACAGGGGUCGUGUCGGAGCUGUCCCCCGGGGGAGGCAUUGUUUUGACAAACUCGACCAGGACAGAGCUUCCCCCCUCGCCCCUUACGGCCUUUGUCAAGGCGGACCCAGAGCAGUCUGGUUUCGUCCUGUGCGGGUACGACGAGACUUUCUCCUGCCCUCACUACCAUGACCACGCGGACGCCAGAGAUACGGUUGACGCCGGCUCUGUCGCUGCCGCGGCCAAGGUCCUCGCUAAGGCCACACUCGUCUUGGCUGGGGGCACCGAAUCGAGCGCAGAGGCCCUGCAAGUGAACGGCACCCUCGUUGAAACCCUGCUGGAUUGCCUGCUAGAGGACUGGAGCUGUGAUACCGUGAAGGAGUACGUCGUUGGAGAGCUGGCAAACAAUGCGGAACGGCUCGGGUUUCGAGUGUCCGUGGAGGCGCCGUUUCCUCCCACGCUGUACACGGGGCCCCUGGAGUUCCACUACGGGGGAGGGAUGGCGACGGUUAGACACACCAAGGGGGACGGCAGCUGGAGGCUUCACCCGUCGUGGACUGAGCCUUUCGACCCUGAGCAUGACAAGAUCCAGCUGGUCCCGAACCUCCUGGAAACGUUUUGCAGGGCUUUCCUGUCGGAACAGGCGGGAGCCGCCCACGCGGGCCGCUACGGGGAGGCCGAGUGCCAGGUCAGCGGCGACUGUCCCCUCGAGCAGUGUCAAGAAUCGCCCUCAACAAGCGCCGACAACAACCACGAUGACGAUGCCAACAAGAGUCGUGACGGCUUAGAAGGAGGUCGUGUUCGGCCGGGAAAGGGUUCUGAGGAACGUUCUGGGAACGUUCUCCGUUCCGCGUCGUCGUCGUCGUCGUCGUCGUCGUCGGUGACGACGUCAUCAUCGUCCGCUGUGCAGCGCCCGGAGUGCGUGAGGGGGCGAUGCGGCUGCCCUGCUGGCUUCCACCACAUCGCCCUUGACGUGGGGCUUGAGAGGGAGGAAGAAUUGGAUCAGUAUCGGGUUGUGGACGGCGCCGUGGGGCAAGGUGCACCGCUGUGGACAGAGCCCAACUGGCGAGGCAUCGGCGCUGAGGUUUACCUGGACCCAGGCGUUACGGCGGGAAAGGUUGCGCUUGGUGUUGGGGCGGCGGUAACGGUGGCUGCCGGUGUCGGUUCGUGGGUGCUGCUCCGAUCCCUCGACAAGAGGAAGCUUUUGUGACCUGAACGCCGUUCACAUUAUCACGGGCUCCCAUCCGGCAGGAACACGUGUUGAGGGUGCUCGAUUUACUCGACCAUAAUGGCUACUCCCAGAGGAGUUAUGGCUUUUUGCUGCUCGAGGACUCGUAGCAACGCGAGUUGACCGUCUGAUAGUCGUAUAUCCCGGACUCUCAGCUGGGGAAGAGACCAGUUCGUCGACAGCUUUGUAAGAAAAAUAGAAAACAUGGAAACGUCGUCAUCCAAAGCGGCUGUUUCAGGCUCUCAUUGUGAACACGAAGUGUUUUAAGCUUGUGUGCUUGUGCAUUAGGCGGGCAAACUAGAUCUGUGGCGGCGUUCGGAGUUCCACUCCUACGUUGCAGGAAGUAUGGCUCGGGAUAGAAACUCUCCCGCAGUGAACAUAAGGAACCUGCUUUGUGCGGCGGAACCUGCUGAUGUUGGUAUACUUCAGCGCUAUAUGAAACCGUGGGGCCGUUGCGUCAGAGUAUGAACGGCAACACGUUUUCCUUUGGUGAGCCCAGAUGGAAACUCCAGAGUAGCGAAGGCGAGAGUGGGCGGUAGGCGAGACUGCUACUAGCGACGAUAGUUCGUUUGGUGAAAUCGACGGUUGGGGCGAGCUGCGUUGGUUGGUAGGCGGCACGUGUCUCUAGAGGUGCGGAUUCGGAUGUCAAGAAGUUCCCUUUUUUGUUCCAGAAAACGAACUCAUCUGCAUAUCGAAUAGAAAGUAUUGUAUGGGUUCAGGUUGGUUGAGGAACAUCCGAUGCGGUCGUUCAGACUCGUCCGGCGCGGCAAGAGUGCACAGAUAUUUUCCGUUUCAUCCUCAUUUGUGCCGUAUAGAAGUACU